This is a messenger RNA of Prunus armeniaca (apricot), 261 nucleotides long. The record is from the annotation of a GenBank genome assembly. NCBI's taxonomy places the organism in Eukaryota, Viridiplantae, Streptophyta, Magnoliopsida, Rosales, Rosaceae.
AUGUCCUCUCACGCCACCAAUACCCUCAAGAGGCUUAUAGUUUCCAGUUUCUAUUUAGAUGCAUUUAUAGGCAAGAAGAUAUCUAAGAGGGUGAAAAAAGCUCGGAAGCAUAGUAAGGGGGAGCUUGGUGGAUUAUGUCACGAGGAGUUUGUUGAUAUUGGUAAAAGUCGAAGAACUACAAAGGAGAAGCUUGACUGUACCUUAUUUGGUGAUGAUGAAGGCAUGCAGCUAGCAGCCCUAAAAUACUUUCAUUUUUUCUAG